Hippocampus zosterae (dwarf seahorse) is the source of this 2723-nucleotide messenger RNA. It is a transcript of the gene irx4b, whose product is annotated as iroquois homeobox 4b. Lineage: Eukaryota; Metazoa; Chordata; Actinopteri; Syngnathiformes; Syngnathidae. Gene Ontology annotation, biological process: cell development; neuron differentiation; regulation of transcription by RNA polymerase II. Bases 509 to 1699 code for a protein of 396 amino acids. Gene Ontology annotation, molecular function: RNA polymerase II cis-regulatory region sequence-specific DNA binding; DNA-binding transcription factor activity, RNA polymerase II-specific. Gene Ontology annotation, cellular component: nucleus. The record is from RefSeq and is a predicted model, not a curated record. The transcript is spliced from 6 exons.
AAAAGAGAAUUGAUGACAUUCUAAUUACGCCCAGAGCUGUUCCGCGUUCUGGAGUAAGAGCUGAAAGUAAAGAGCAUCGGUUACGCGAGUGUCUUCCCGUUCGCGUGAGCGACGCGUCUGCGGGUACGGCGUGACGUCACAGAGGCGCGCCUUAAAUUGCAGGAGCGCUACGGGAGGGGGGGGCUUCUUGGUUGGAUCUCCCCCUCGUGCGCUCGCGGGGACGCACUCGAGGCUGUGACACUUCAGAGAGCGCGGAGUAUCUGCGGGGGUCGGUCCUGGGGAAAUUACUCCCCUCCCCUCGCCCCCCCCCCCCAACUCUAUCACCGUUUCGAAAAUGAAAGUGGUGCGUAAACGACUUUUUGCUGUGCGUAACAGCCAAGUUCAGCGACUCAAAUUCUCCAUUUUAUGACUACAUUUGUCAGUAUGUCUCUUUAAGUUUGGACAAACGUCAAGAGUAGACUUUUUUUUUGGGGGGGGGACAAAAGCUUUUUCGGAUCUCAAUUCAGUCAUGGCUUACUCUCAGCUGGGAUACUCCUACUCCACUCCACCACAGUUUCUGAUGACCGCGACCCCCCUAGCCGGCUGCCUGGAGCCCGGAUCUCCGCCGUCCCACCCGGCGCUGCGCUCCGCGGGCCACCAGCUCACCUCCGGCCACAGCAUCGGCGUUUGCAGCCCUUACGCAAAGCGCCAAGCUUACUAUAAUAACACCUGCGCCGGCGACGCCGCAUCUCUCUAUUCGAGAGGACCACUACAGCCUAAAGGGGUGGCAGCAUCAGUGCACAACAUGGGGACCUCUCAGACAGCGACCUGCUAUCCUUAUGAAUACACGUUCGGCCCUUAUUCUUACGACAGAUAUGGUUACUCCUCCGCAGAAGGAGCUUCGCGGCGUAAAAACGCUACCCGGGAAACCACGGGCACCCUGAAGGCCUGGCUGCAGGAGCACCAGAAGAACCCUUACCCAACCAAAGGAGAGAAGAUCAUGCUGGCCAUCAUCACCAGGAUGACCCUCACCCAAGUGUCGACGUGGUUCGCCAACGCCCGCAGGAGGCUGAAGAAGGAGAACAAGGUGACGUGGUCACCGCGAGCUUGUAAAAGCUCAGACGACAGAGGCCGCGAUGAAGACAGUGACAAGUCGCAGGAAGGAGAUAAAGAGCAUCCAGAUCAACAGUCUGCCGAGCUGCAGAGCGAUCUGGAAGACUUUGACCUCCUGGAGUCCGACGCGUCCGACUGUGAACCCAAGCCAGCGUUUCCACCGGAGGACAACAAAGUGGAUUCGAGCAUUCCACCGGCUCACCUGGCGUACGACCCGUCGUCUCCGGACUUCUCCAAAGUCACGGCGCUUGGAGAGCAGAACGCCUUCUUUUCCAUGCCGGAUGCGCACGGGACGGACGACAAAGCCCAAAUCUGGUCCGUCGCUACCACGGCGGCGUCUCUGGAUCCCGGCUUGGAGCGGGAAUAUCCACCCUGCAUGCUGGCGAGCGGCUCAUCCAACAUGGCGCUGGCCAACACGGACAGGAAGCAGGAAUCACCGGUGGACACGCUGAGGGAGUGGGUGGACGGCGUUUUCCACGCCGCGCCGUUUCAUCCCGCAAAGGCUUCUUCUUCGGCGGCGUGGAGCGCUUUGAAUGACGCGGCGGCGAGCGGCAGAGCGCGAGGACAACCGUUUGCACUCGUGAGAUCAACGUCUUCGUUGUCGUAGUCAAGCGGACAUUUUCAAAGGCCGCUGGACUCGUCGUGUUGAGUUUAUACUUUUGGUGUCGUGACCCAUUGGGGUCUUCACAAGAAUCCACAUUGUUGUCGUCGUGUAUCACUGCAAAGAUGCCCGAGGGGGGGGGGGGCAAAAGAGUCUUCUCAUUUGUUGAUCUUGUUCAUGACUUAAAAGUUUGCCGCACCUUCCUAUCACAAAUAACAGACAUGCUCUGAGAUGAUUAAAAAAAACACUACGACUGAAUAUUUCCCAGUUGAGUCACACUGCAGAACCCCAAAAAGGUCUUCGUCGACACUCAACGGGACACGAUCCGAACGGUUCUCGGAUCGAGAACAUCUCCCUGCCCUCACGUGCACAAAGCGCGCCAUGUUGUACCUCUUGCGCCUUCUGCUCGACGCACACACACAAUACAAUACAUGCCGAUUGAUAUCGCGCUUUCACAACAAACAAACUACAUGUGACCAAAACAAAAGACAAAAACACCCAAAAAAAUACCCCAAAAAAAGCAAGGCUCCUGAAGAGCACUUCCCGAAGGCUGCCUCCUCGGGCGCCAUCUUCGCCAAGUCCAGUAUCGUAUUGCUCAGUUUAGUAAAUCCUCUAAAAACAAUGCUGGCUGGCCGAGUAAGUGCGCAUGUGCGUGCGCGUCGUUGAAGGGAGCGAAAUGGGGGGGGGGGGGGGGAAGUGGAUCGUAUUCAGCCGUGACUAAUGGAAACACACAGAGGAGGGUGCUGCUAAAUUGUUAAAUCGAUGCCACUUGCAGCUUCGCGCUCCAGAUAUAGCUGCAAUCGCCCAGGCGUCCCCUUUCAUUAGGCGUCUUUUGACUUUUGGCAUCCUGGGAAUUCCAGACAAGGCUUUGCCACUAAAAGGCCUCGGACAACUUAAGUCGUUUUUAAAGCGAGUGCCGCGUGCCGCGCGCUAGGCGGCGGUCGGUGGCGUCGCCACUUCGGUGAGUUUGUGCCACAAUCGCACGUGAUAGGAAUAAACAACAGAUGGUGUCGUCGACAUUAGACGGAGU